AUGCGUACAAGAAGCAGGGCUGGUGCUGUGUCAGGAGCCAAGGACCCGGAGGAGGAUGCUUCCCCGUCGCAGGAGGUAGAAGACGCCGAGGAGGCUACCUCGGGCAGCGACGACGAGGCACCCGAGGAGGAGCAAUUUGAGGCUUCUAAAAAGUCGGCGGCUGAAAAACGCCAAGAUGAGAAGAAGGCGCGACAGGCUGCCUCUGCACAGAAGAAGCAGCAGCGGCGCAGCAGAGGAGGGGCCGCCGAAGCGUUGCAGGGGCCAGAGCAGCCUGCUGCUGAAAACGAGGAUCGACCUGGCCCGCCCGCUGAGGCCAGGCCUACGGUUGCCGACGAUGCUGAUGCAGGGGAGACGAGUGGGGCCGAGGAGGAGUUGGACCUCCUGCCUAACGAAGUGCUCGACGCUGUGGCGCAGACCAGCGCGCUGAACCCCCAGCGGGCCCGGGAGCGCAGCAUCGUCUCCCAGCACCUGAGGGCGGGGAUGGGGCCCCAGUCCUCUGCGCGCAAGCGUCGCAGGGUCGUCAAGGGCAAGGCCACCGGACGCGUCGCCGGACCCGUCACGGUCAAGGUCCUGGGCGCGGUCCAGUCGACGCACGCGUCAGAAUCUGCGCGGGCCUUCCUCAAGCUGCGGAGGUAUGGCCCCAGGGUGGAGCGCUCCACGGCCAUGCUGCGGCCCGUGAGGGUCGACGGGGUCUAG
Molecule: messenger RNA, 696 nt
Organism: Auxenochlorella protothecoides
Lineage: Eukaryota; Viridiplantae; Chlorophyta; Trebouxiophyceae; Chlorellales; Chlorellaceae
Exons: 4
Coding region: 1-696 (231 amino acids)
Source: RefSeq, a predicted model, not a curated record